AGAUGUAUUUCACCCGUCUGGUGAUAUUGUGAUAGAAAACGUUUAGCACCCAAACUGUACAACCCAAACAAAAGAGUGACACAAUUUAAAACGGCAAAAACAAGUCAUUAACAGAUCCGACCAAAACCCGAGCGCAUACCUCAUGCAUUUGUGAUUUCGCACACGCAAAUCAUAUUAUAACAUAAAUUUUCUGCAUUACUAUUCAAAACCAAUUUGUUAUCAAAAUCUUUUUGACAAUGUCUUCUGCCUCAAUCCUUUUACUAUAUACGGUUAUAUGGACGAUUGUUCUGAUGUUAGUAGUGGCUGUGGCUUCAUUCUCGGCAGAGUUUGCGUUUGUCAGUGCAGUGAUUUCAUCACCUUCUUCGUCCUUAUCGCAAUCUUGUGAAGGGCAUGAAUUGAUUAAAAUCCCGGUUGAAGUUUCGGGACAGGUAACGUGCUUGCCAGCAAGCAUGGUGAGAAGAUCAGGGUUCGAUGUGUUUGUACCAAUUUUGUGUUUAGCGUUUGUUGUUGUAGGAUCGGCUUUUAUGCUUCGAGCCGUUGGAUUUAUGGUUGAUGUUACUGAUUAUGAUAACAGUGAUGACACAGAGCAGCAGUUGAUUUAAUCAACAUUCUAAUGUACAUGAUCGGUGAUCCUAAAGUCAGGGUCUUCUUUUUAUAAAACCUUUGCGGUUGUUUUUCUUUCCUUGCGCGCAUGUAAUGAAGCCGUGUCCCGGCGUUUUCUCUCCUCAUUUUGGACUUCAUAAAACUAGCUAAGAAACCACGCUUGGCAUCGCUAUUAUAUUAUUUUUGUACGGUUUUUUCGUGAUGUGCGCAUGAGCACGUGUUAAGCAUCAAAUUUUAUGUAUUUAAUUUAUUUUGAUUGGCUCCUACCUCUUAAUAAUAGUGGACUCCCUACAUAUACAACAAUUAUACCAAUCAAAAUGAGUUAAA
Molecule: messenger RNA, 930 nt
Organism: Daucus carota subsp. sativus
Lineage: Eukaryota; Viridiplantae; Streptophyta; Magnoliopsida; Apiales; Apiaceae
Exons: 1
Coding region: 237-602 (121 amino acids)
Source: RefSeq, a predicted model, not a curated record